Messenger RNA from Mizuhopecten yessoensis (Yesso scallop), 1110 nucleotides. RefSeq names its product mitotic-spindle organizing protein 2B-like. Lineage: Eukaryota; Metazoa; Mollusca; Bivalvia; Pectinida; Pectinidae. The coding region runs from base 95 to 469 and encodes 124 amino acids. The transcript has 3 exons. Gene Ontology annotation, cellular component: centrosome; spindle. The record is from RefSeq and is a predicted model, not a curated record.
GUAUUAUUGUUAAGAGCACAAGCGGCUUCCUGUCGACUGGUAAGAAAGAACGAGAUGGAUUUUUGGAUCAACUGAAAAGUACACAGAUCUAACCAUGUCGUUUCGGACCCAAAACACGAUGCAUUUUACUCUGCUGAGUCAAAAUGUUCUGUCCCUGGAGGAAGAAGAGCUGUACGAAUUGGCAGACCUAGCGGGAGUUGUCAUAGAUCCAGCAGUUUUCAAAAUUGUCCUUGACCUCCUGAAGAUGAACGUGGCCCCAACAGCUGUGCUGCAGAUGCUGAAGUCCAUGUGUGGUCAACGACGCAAGAAAGGUCAAAAUGUAGGGAGUGACCAUUCUGCCCCAGAUCCACCCUCCCAUCACCCAGCCCGGUCUCGGGACGAAGGCAGGGCCAACCACUCCGCACAUCGUGUUCGUUCCGGGAGCCGUGGGCAAACAGUACCAUCAUCUUGGUCAGAUCCCAGGAAAUAAUGAACACAAUUUUCAAUUGUUUAUGAAUGACUUGUUGGUCUGCAUGGAUGAUGAGACGUUUUUAGAGAUAAUGUGAAACAAUGUUGUGAGGAGUGUUAUAAAUGACAUUUUUGUUUCAAACGCAAUCUUCACCAGAAAGUCUAAUGUGUGAUAACUGCUGACCAUUUUAAGAAAUUGAAUUUGUGGUGAAUCUCAGUUACUGAUGUGCAUUUAACUCAUUCACCCCUGGAAUUUCAUAAUGAACUAUUCCAACCUUAGUAAUGUAAGAGUUCAAAUGUGUCUUCAGGGGUGAGUGAUUUAAUCUUGACCAUGAUUCUGUAUGGAUGAAACUGAUAAGAGGAAGGAAAUGGUGUUGAGGACCCCUGCCCCACUGCACUGUGGCUUUUCCUAUAAAGAGUAACCUCCCCUUAACUUUCGUUUGGAUAUUGAACUGUAGCACAUUUGGACAUGGACACUUCUGUUGACUAGGAAGCUCAAUCAGUUAGAGUGUUGUUAUAACAAUAUGAAGCCUGGGAUUCGAAUCCUGGUCGAGACCCGUUGAUUUUUUUACACAUAGAUUACUUUUAUUGAUAAUUAUUGUUUAUUUAGUCUUUAUAAUUACAAUUUCUAAGAGAAAAAUCCCCGAAAUUGGUUUUCUUUUU